Symphalangus syndactylus (siamang) is the source of this 914-nucleotide messenger RNA. RefSeq names its product E3 ubiquitin-protein ligase RNF4-like. Gene Ontology annotation, cellular component: PML body. The record is from RefSeq and is a predicted model, not a curated record. Gene Ontology annotation, biological process: positive regulation of transcription by RNA polymerase II. Gene Ontology annotation, molecular function: zinc ion binding; transcription factor binding. Lineage: Eukaryota; Metazoa; Chordata; Mammalia; Primates; Hylobatidae.
AGCUCCAGGACUUGAAAAUACUGGAAAUCUGUCCGGAUCCAAAUGCUUUUGCAAGCCAGAUGAAUAACCAGAGGGCAUGAAAGGUUGAGAAUGUUUGACUUCCCUGCAAACCUUGGUAUAGAUCACUUCCUUUUCUGUAGGAAAGGAAAAGCACCAAAGAGCACAACGAGUAUAAGAAAGCGUCGUGGUGGAGCAAUAAAUUCUAGACAAGCCCAGAAGCGAACUCGGGAAGCAACCUCCACCGCCGAGAUUUCCUUGGAAGCAGACCCCAUAGACUUCGUGGAAACUGCUGGAGAUGAAAUUGUGGACCUCACUUGUGAAUCUUUAGAGCCUGUGGCGGUUGAUCUGACUCACAAUGACUCUGUUGUGAUUGUUGACGAAAGAAGAAGACCAAGGAGGAAUGCUAGGAGGCUGCCCCAGGACCAUGCUGACAGCUGUAUGGUGAGCAGUGAUGAUGAGGAGUUGUCCAGGGACAGAGACGUGUAUGUGACUACCCACACUCCCAGAAACGCCAGCGAUGAGGCCGCUACAGGCCUCAGGCUCUCAGGUACUGUCAGUUGUCCUAUCUGCGUGGACCGAUACUCAGAGAUCGUGCAGAAUGGACGUCUCAUCGUUUCCACAGAAUGCAGCCAUGUCUUCUGUAGCCAGUGCCUCCGUGAUUCCCUGAAGAAUGCUAAUACUUGCCCAACUUGUAGGAAAAAGAUCAACCACAAACGGUACCGCCCCAUUUAUAUAUGAAGUAUUCAGAGGUCCCCAGGAGAGAUGGAUGGACAGACAGACAGCCAGGUUCUCCAGUGGUAUCUGCCCCCAUUUUCCUGAGCUCAAAAAGACUGUUUCAAAACUAACGUCUCAUAUGUAAACUGCUCUUUUGUUUCCAACCCCUUCCUUUUGUUAUCUCCAGUUUGAUGCUAUGG